UAGACAUUUAAUGCUACCAUUUUCUUUGGCCAUCAGUACAGUGAAAACCCAAGGGAAAGAUUCCCAUAUCUGGCCAUCACUAAUUUUCCACUUCAGUGACGUAUCAGCCGGCAUCAGAAAGUGAUAAUAUGUCCUCAAACAAAAGUCAAAUUUAGCAGGGAAAAUAUUGAAGUAUUUACUGAGAAAACACUUGAAAAUUUUCAGACCAGUGUCAUAGGGUUUGUGCAUAGAGUGGCAAGGGAUGGCAAGAUAUGGGAAUCUUUAUCUGAUGGUGUCAAUAAAAAUAAGAUUGAGUUGGCAUGAACAAAACGUUGUCGUAAACGUUGGUACCUUGAUCCUGUCUUAACUUAUUCUUUAACAUGGGGCUUGCGGUCGCUGCCGAAGUAAAUUGAGCGUGAUUGCUGGGGAGUAAUAAAUAACCGUCUGAUAUUUUCUACACAAACCCCCGGUGUAGGGGGUUUUGCAUUGACAUUUUUAGAUACCAACUUUCAGCAAUCAUGUGGUUUGUUUACUUAGUUGUAUUCCUUCUUCGACGUAUAAUAUGCAGUGUGUGCUGCCUAGUCAACUAAACCAUAUCAAAUCCCUAUUUCAGAACCCCUGAAGGCCUGAUCUACAGUACCUUUGCCAACGUGUGGUCUCAAUGAUGGAAGCAUCAUCUCAAGAUCCAUCCUCUGCCUCAUCUGCAUCAUCAGAAUGGGUUACCAUAGCAACUGAAAAUGAGCUGAGGGAGAAAGGACGAAAGACUGCACUUGUGUCUGGCAGAAAAAUUACAGUGUUCUGUCGAGAUGGGGGGUUUUAUGCAUUGGACUUUCACUGUUACCAUGCCGGUGGACCUCUGGAUGUUGGAAACAUAGAGGAUAUUAACGGAGUCAGCUGUGUUGUGUGUCCGUGGCACAAAUACAAGAUUAGCCUAGCAACUGGGGAAGGCUUUUAUCAGGCAGUUGAUCCACAGAAUCCAAGACAGGCUCCAUGCUGGAGGUCAAAGGGCGUGAAACAACGAACCCACAGCGUGGAGGUCAGAGAUGGUACGGUCUACGUAAAGCUGUCCACGUCCAGUGCAAAGCACGAAUCUGACUUCUAUUACUCGAAGGAAUACCAGCAAUUGAUGGGCUUAAACGAGGAAGUCUCUUAAUGAAGGGAGGAUCCAGAUUUUUUUUUAUUGAGGGUUUUAGGGGGUACUUAAGAUUUUUAAAUAAGGUAUUAGUUAAUAAAGGGAAUUUUUUUAUUGUUUAAAAUAAUUUGGGUUAAGGUCUGGAUCCUACCGGAAGUGUUCAUUUACUUUGUAAGACUAAAGUUUUAGUCUGUGGUAUAUAUUUUUUUAAAUUUAAUAUUAUUAAAUUAAUAUAAUUAUAUAUUAUAAAAAGAUGUAAAUAUGAAAUAGUAUUAAAGCAUACUAGCACGUCACAUACAAAAGUUCCAUUCACGGUUAAUAGAACUUCCAUUGCAUGGUCAGACUUUUCAGGCCUUGUAUAAAACAAGUGGUGAAUGUUUCACAUUCGUGCAAUGGUAAGAAUAAUUUCAUUCGGCGACAGAUUCACU
Molecule: messenger RNA, 1539 nt
Organism: Patiria miniata (bat star)
Lineage: Eukaryota; Metazoa; Echinodermata; Asteroidea; Valvatida; Asterinidae
Product: Rieske domain-containing protein-like
Exons: 5
Coding region: 641-1132 (163 amino acids)
Molecular function (GO): 2 iron, 2 sulfur cluster binding
Source: RefSeq, a predicted model, not a curated record